Musca vetustissima is the source of this 4641-nucleotide messenger RNA. RefSeq lists its product as uncharacterized. The record is from RefSeq and is a predicted model, not a curated record. NCBI's taxonomy places the organism in Eukaryota, Metazoa, Arthropoda, Insecta, Diptera, Muscidae. The transcript is spliced from 14 exons. The annotation marks the transcript as partial. Gene Ontology annotation, molecular function: calcium ion binding; serine-type endopeptidase activity.
AUGCUAAGUUUUGGGGACGAAGAUGCUAUGGUGAGAAAGAAUCUCGCUGCAUCUGAAUGUUCCAAUGAACGCUUGAAACCGUACAAUGGUUCGUGUUAUUUAUUUGUUUCAUAUCCGGAAGUUGAUUGGAAUACAGCCCAGCAGGUGUGUCGAGCUAUGGGUGCCUCGUUGACCUCGGUGUCGUCGGCAGAUGAACACAGAUUUAUCACAUCCAAUAUCCGCAAUCAAAUCGAUUACUCACCACAAUUGAUUUAUUGGUUGGGUGCCGAAUUGGAGAAAAAUCGCCAAUUCGAAUGGACGGAUGACACAGCGAUGACAUUUCAGGGUUGGCUACCUGGUCAGGGUCAGUUCGAUAGCCUGCCAACUGAUGCAAUGUGCUUGGGCUUACAAUGGAAAAUGUCACCCACACCAAUGCUGCCGUCCGGUCUGUAUUGGCAAUCACAAAAAUGUAGUAAAGUUGGUGGCUAUGUGUGCAAGAAACCGAAGGAACCGUUUGGAAGUUUGGCUUUCAGCAAUUUCACAAUAACUGGAACGGAAGGACGUCUUGUGUCACCAGCCUAUCCGAAUACCUAUCCCUUGAAUAUAAACUAUUGGGUGCAUAUAAAAGCACCGGAGCGUACCCGGAUUAUUGUUCAAUUUCAAAAAAUCGAUUUAGAGUCGCAAGAUGAAUGCCUUUACGACUUCGUAAGCAUACAGGAUUAUGACAUUGUAUCGAAAAUACAGUUGGAACCGGGUGCCAAUACCGUGCCAAUGGCCAUGUUAAUGUCACACGAACAAUUUGCAGCUUACGAAGGCGACAACAAAGGCAACAAUGGUCAAGUUGGCGAUGACGAUGAAGAUGCUGCUGCGGAUGGUGAUUUUAUUCCCAAUGGAGGUGGUGGUGAUGUUGUUGCCGCUAAUACAGACACUGAUGAUAUAACAACCACUGCUCUUGAGGAUGCCAAUGAGGAUAAUAAUAGUGGUGAGAUGACCAGUGGUGAUGAUGACUACAAUGGUGUCGAUAAUGAAACCACACUAAGGAAUGAUAAGAGAAUACAACAGCAGCAACGCGAUAAACGAAGAUUACGAAGAAGCAUUGGAAAAAGCAUUCACACAAAAGGAUACACUGCCAAACUGCAAGGACACAACCAAUUUUAUUAUGGAGGCCAUGCAGAAAGCAAACUAACUCAGCAUGGACAGAAGGCAGUACAAUUUCACCAGCGAAAUACUGACAGGCUCCAUGCAAAAGGAAAUUCACGAAAAGUGUCAAAAAAUCCUUUCAAUAGCAAUGACAUCUCCGCUGACCGAGACAACAGGAAAAAACAUCGCAUAACUCGUAAAAAGACGAAUGUCAACCAACAGCGAAUGCAUCAUGCGGCGAAUUUUUUUCAUCUACCUCUUCGUCAUAAACGGAAAGCAAUAAAAAAGCACAGCAAUAAUAACAAUGGCGCCUUUGGUCGCCGUCAACGACGUAGCACAAUAGUCGGGGAUAUGUCGGCUCCAACAACAGACAAUGCCCAAACCUUUCUGCCCUAUGUACGCUGGUGUGGUACCCACGAUUCGAAUAUGUCCAAAUUUGACUUUGUAGCCAGUGGCAAUGAAAUCAUGUUGAACUUUCACAGUGACUAUUCGAUGGCGAGUAUGGGGUUUGCUGCCAUCUGGAAAGCAAUCGAUGUUUCCGGUUGCCCGUUGCGUACGCUCACCUCACGUGAGGGUACCAUAUCGAGUCCAAAUUAUCCGUAUUUUUUGCUGAACAAUCUUAAUUGUGCCUUUGUUAUACAAGCGCCGUUGGGCAAGCGAGUGUGGUUGGAAAUCAAGGAAUACGAUUUCCUGCAGGAUGCAAUGUUGGAAGUGGACUUAGGUAAUGGUGUCUUUCGCCCGUUUCAAAAUGCUGAUCAUGUAAACGAUGGAAUGUUUGUUAGCUUGCGGGAGCAGUUGCGGGUACAAUUUCGUACGGGACAACAUCCGCGAGGGAGAGGAUUUCAGGCGAUAUAUCACACGGUUGGUCAAAUGGAAAAGCGUGAACGCGUCAUCAAGUUGACCACCAAUGACACCGGUCAUCUUUAUCAGCUCAACUAUCCGCACGAUAUGCCAGAAAAUGUCGACUUCACACAGCAUCUAGUGGCACCAUUUGGCCAUAACAUCCUCUUGGAAUUGCAUGAUGUGGAAUUUUCUGAGAAUGGAUGUCCGGACAACAACAUAAUAGAGGUUUAUGAUAAUUAUGCCGACAAUAACGGCACCAAAUGGCAACUAUGUAAAUUUCAAUAUGCAAAUGUCCACACCGGCAGUCCCAUUGAGGAUAGCUAUUUAACCACCAACUAUCAUAUGCAACAGCCUGACUAUUACCAGGGUGGUGCGGGCGGCGGCGGCAGCAGCAGCAGUAGUAGUACCAGUGCUAAUGAUUUCCAUCUCAACAAUGAUGUAGUGCUUGAUAGUCAUCUGUUGGUAGCUGCUGCAAAUGGCAAUGGUCACAUGGAGACAACCUCCCCAUGGGCAUCAACGACAGAUGUUGCCGAAUUUUUACUACGUCAACAACAGCUGCAGCAACAGUUGUACUAUAGCCGGCCGACAUCUCCGCCUCCGGUGUAUAUAACCUCUUACCUGAAUACCUUGUAUAUACGUCAGCGUACCACUGCCAAAGCUAUUGCGAAUCUUAAUUGUACUGUACGCUUGCAAUGGGAUAAUAAUUACAAAAUUAAAUUAGCAUCAGGAGAUUUGAGUGUCGAAGCAUGUCAACCGAAUCCUUGCCAAUACAAUGGCAAGUGUAUUGCCAACAAUGGAAGCAGUUACUGUCAAUGUCUGGGCCAUUACACUGGAAGAUUUUGUGGUCUAAAUAUGUGUGAACUAGAUCCCUGUGUCUUUGGCCGAUGUGAAUUGACAGCAAACAAUUUCAAGUGCCAUUGUCAAGCUGGAUAUAUGGGUACAACGUGUGAACAAAAACAAAAGCCCUGCUCGGAGAAUCCCUGCGAAGGUCGUGGUGUUUGCAUUGAAAAGAAUGGCGGUUUCUUUUGUCGCUGUUAUGCCUGGUGGGAGGGACAUCGCUGUGAGAAACGUAUGCUGCAUAUACCCUAUAAGCCGUUGUCGGAACGCAUGCUGCAAGAGCCCUUUUGGCUAGGUCUUAUUACAGUAUUUGUUGUUCUGGCUGUUAUCGGCUUGGUAUGGUGUGCCAAACGACAUUUUCCGGAGAAAAUUGAAAAACUCUUGGCCGAGGAAGCCGAUCGGAAUCGACCACCUGGUUCAGUACAUGGACAUCAUCAUCACACAUCACUGCGCGAGCAAUUACAAUUUACAACUGCCAUACCACAAACGACUGUUAAUAACGCACCGGGCGCACCGCGGUCCAUCUUCAACAGAUUGGGUAUAAGAAAACCAUCAUUAUUGAGCCUCAGCAGCCCCAAUCCAGUACCUGGAGGGGGAGGGGCAGCAGCGCGUACAUUUUCACUUGACGAUCUGUUACGACCGCCUCCCCGACGUUCACCAUCACCUCGCAAAAAGCGCAACAAUUCUACACCCGUUAAGAAAAACGCUGCCGAAAAGAAACAAAUCCUCCAGCAACUUGUCUCACCGGCUGCCCAAACGUCAAAACCCAAAGUUAGCUUGGGUGAAUUAAUUUCAUUGUCGGAGAAUCGAUUACAUGCCGGUGGCAGUACCAUCGAUUCGGAAAGUGAUCAGAAGGAAACAACAUUUUCCGAAAAUACUGGUUCGCUAACAUCGGCCACGGUGGAGCGAGCCAUUAACGAUCCGAAGCUGGAGAAAAAGGUGACAUUUGCCAGGUUACUGAAUAAAGUUUCAGCUGAAAUGAGUUCAGGAUCAGAGGCAACUCGUAACUCUAGUGCCCUUAGCCUGCCAACUGAUAUACAAUUGCGAGCUAGUUCCAUGCCACCAUCACCCUGCACCAAUGACAUACGCUCACCGCACAGCACCACCUCCAAUCAUGGCAGUGAUUCCUUUUCAAGUUCCGAUCUGGCAUUAACCGAUUUCGGUUUGCGUUCCAUACAAACCAGUGGCAGUGAAAUGGGCAGUACAAACAACAAUCAGCUGAGUGGCCUGACCAUGGGUCUGCCACCGCCACGCUGUCGCAUUGGCUCACCGGCCCGACCCAAGGUGUCCAGUGCCGAUUCGAUAUUGGCCAUGUUUAGAAAUUUUGCUGCCGCCAAUACGUCCAACGUAACAACGGCCACCAUACCAUCAACAUCGGCCUCAGUAUUUGUUUCACCCUCGACCACGCCGACCAUUUCCAGCCCACAAGAUGAUGCACCCGGUGAUGAUGAGUCGUCGACAUCAUCAAUGCACACACCGGUUAGCUAUUCAAGUGGACCACCGGAUUCGCCUGUCUUCUAUCGCCAGACAACUAUCGAAGUGCCUGUCUUAGAUGUUCUCAAUGCGCACAAGAGUACAUCGCCCUCAUCGUCGACAUCGUCAUCAUCGGCUAAUCUGCUGCACCCACCGACAAUAUUGCUAGAGAUACCAAGCAGUGGCAUUAACAAUAAGUGCCUGUCGCCGAUACGUGAAAUGCCCACGCCCAUACCGUCGCCAGCAUUGACGCCGAUAAUGCAGCGUGGUCAUCGUUCGAACAGUCCAAUAUUCCAAGAGGAUCCAUUGUCGGGUGGUGAUUUUAGUGACGAUGAUGACAAGAGCGAUACCAGUGAUACACAUAUGUCG